Messenger RNA from Leucoraja erinaceus (little skate), 7262 nucleotides. RefSeq lists its product as uncharacterized. The record is from RefSeq and is a predicted model, not a curated record. Gene Ontology annotation, biological process: proteolysis. Gene Ontology annotation, molecular function: serine-type endopeptidase activity. The transcript is spliced from 15 exons. Bases 3062 to 5845 code for a protein of 927 amino acids. Lineage: Eukaryota; Metazoa; Chordata; Chondrichthyes; Rajiformes; Rajidae.
UAUCUUUAAGAGCCCUAUCUAGCUCCCUCUCUAAAGUAUCCAGAGAACUGUCCUCCACCACCCUCUGAGGCAGAGAAUUGCACAGACUAACAACUCUCUGUGAGAAAAAGUGUUUCCUCGUCUCUGUUCUAAAUGGCUUACCCCUUAUUCUUAAACUGUGGCCCCUGGUUCUGGACUCCCCCAACAUCGGGAACAUGUUUCCUGCCUCUAGCGUGUCCAUACCCUUAACAAUCUUAUAUGUUUCAAUAAGAUAUUCUCUCAUCCUUCUAAACUCUAGAGUGUACAAGCCCAGCUGCUCCAUUCUCUCAGCAUAUGACAGUCCCGCCAUCCCGGGAAUUAACCUUGAAAACCUACGCUGCAAUCCCUCACUAGCAAGAAUGUCUCUUCACAAAUUACGCGACCAAAACUGCACACUAGACUCCAGGUGUGGUCUCACCAGGGCCCUGUACAUCUGCAGAAGGACCUCUUAACUCCUAUACUCGACUCCUCUUGUUAUAAAGGCCAACAUGCCAUUCGCUUUCUUAACUGCCUGCUGUACCAGCAUGCUUACUUUCAUAGACUGAUGAACAAGGACCCCAGAUCCCGUUGUACCUCCCUUUCCCAAUGUUGCCAUUUAGUUAGUAAUCUGCCUUCCGUUUUUGAUGUUUUGAUCUGUGAGGAGGAUGCUAUGAGAAUGCAGGGUAACUUGGACAAGUUGGGUGAGUGGGCAGAUGCAUGGCAGAUGUAGUUUAAUGUGGAUAAAUGUGAGGUUAUCCACUUUGGAAGCAAAAACAAGAAGGCAGAUUACUAUCUAAAUGGUGUCAAGGUGGGAAAAGGGGAAGUACAACGGGAUCUGAGGGUCUUUGUUCAUCAGUCUCUGAAAGUAAGCAUGCAGGUGUAGCAGGCAGUGAAGAAAGCAUAUGGCAUGUUGGCUUUUAUAACAAGAGGAGUUAGCUCAUUCUAAGCUUCCCCCCUUCCACUCCCUUUCUAGUUUCAGUCAAUAAAAUACUGAGUCAAGCACUUGCUCAUCUAAACUUUAUUUUGGAAAAACACAAUAAGAGUUCCCCACUACUAUAGCUAACCACUGCAGGUUCGAUUCUCGUAUCUGCCUGGCCAAACCCUUCUUGCCUCGUGCAAGCAGAGACACUCCAGAAGGUCACGCAGUCCCAUGCGUUCUCCCAGAAGAUCGACCCAGGACCUCGUGGGAGCGGCCUUUUAUAGGUCCCCGAACCUUGAGGGGCCGAACCACAAGGGGGUGGUCUCUAUACAGUCCAAUAACAGAUAUCGAAUAACACAGAGCAUGAUAGACAUUUCCCUCAUCCAGUAAACAGUGACUAAUACAUUAUGCAACAUGUGCCUGGAUAUUCAAGAAACCCAGACAAGGCUCAACACUUGACCCAAUCAACAUCUAGCAAAGUAAAGCUUUGCAACAAUAUUUACAAUGUGUGUGUCUGGUUUGCAUUCACCCAAUCCGUUUCAUGCAAUUUACACCUAAUUGUCAGACUCUGCAGAUGUCCCAUUCUCUUCCUGCCACUUAUCUAGGCUCUAGACAAGCUGGCACCAUUCUGCAGCUUGUCCCAUUUCUGCAGAAGGCACGUUUAAAUUGACCAAAUGGCCUAGCAGCCCAGAACCCUUUCCUCAAUGUUAGUGUCCUGGCAACUACAAUUUGGCCAGAAUUAACAACUACAGGAGCAAAGAUGUCCUUCUGCAGUUGUACAGGGCCCCAGUGAGACCACACCUGCAGUAUUGCGUGCAGUUUUGGUCUCAAAAUUUGAGGAAGGACAUUCUUGGUAUUGAGGUUGGCGGGAUUGUCAUAUGUUGAUAGAAUGGAGCGGCUGAGCUUGUAUAAUUUGGAAUUUAGGAUGAGAGGGGAUCGUAUUGAAACAUAUAAGAUUAUUAAGGGUUUGGACAUGCUAGAAGCAGGAAACAGAAUCUGGGGCCACAGUUCAAGAAUAAGGGGCAAGCUAUUUAGAACGGAGAUGAGGAAAAGCUUCUUCACCCAGAGAGUUGUGAAUCUGUGGAAUUCUCUGCCUCAGAGGGUGGUGGAGGCCAAUUCUCUGGAUGCUUUCAAGAGAGAGUUAGAUAGAGCUCUAGGGGCUAGUGGAAUCAAGGAUAUGGGGAGAAGGCAAGCACAGGGUACUGAUUGUGGAUGAUCAGCCAUGAUCACAAUGAAUGGCGGUGCUGGCUCGAAGGGACAGAUUGCCUCCUCCUGCACCUAUUGUCUAUUAUUUGUUCCUGUACUGUAUUGUUCUAUGUUCUAUGUCCAUCUGAUGAGCAUUCACACUCGUAUAACUUGUCCUGCAAGCCUCAUGUACUCCACUUCAUCCCCUCCACAGAUGCUUCCUGACCAGUUGAGACCCUCCAGCACUUUGUGUUUUUCUGAAGAUUCCAGCCCCUGCAGUUCCUUGUGCCUCUGCUCCCGUCCUUGCCAUCCCUUGCCAUUCUCAGCAUCCUUCCAUCCAUCCUGCUUGUAGCUGUGUGAGUGCCACUUCAGAGUCAUAGUGUGAUCCAGCGUGGAAACUUCAGCCCCUUCAGCCCAAGUUGCCCACAUCGGCCUAUAUACCACAUCUGCACUAGUCCCACCCACCUGCGUUUGGUCCAUAUCCCUCUAAACCUGUCCAAUCCAUGUACCUAUAACUGUUUCUUAAACAUUGAGAUAGUCCCAGCCUAAACUAUCUCCUCCGGCAGCUCGUUCCAUGCACCCACCACCCUUUGUGUGAAAAAGUUAUCUCACAGAUUCCUAUUAAAUCUUUUCCCCUUCACCUUAAACCCAUGUCCUCUGGUCCUCGUUUCCCCUACUGUGGGCAAGAGACUCCGUGCAUCUACCCGAUCUAUUCCUCUCAUGAUUUUAUACACCUCUAUAAGAUCACCCCUCAUCCUCCUGCACUCCAAGGAAAUAGAGACCCAGCCAUCUAAACCUCUCCCUAUAGCUCAGGCCCUCAAGUCCUGGCAACAUCCUUGUAAAUCUUCUCUAUACCUUUUCCUGCUUGACAACAUCUUUCCUAUAGCACGAUGCUCAGAACUGAAUUAUUUGUCCUUCUUUGUUUGAAGACAUAACGACCCAACCCGCUGGCAAGUGUACAUGGGAUCGGUGGAAGUGGGGACAGGCACCAGACGAGACAUCAGACGGAUCAUCGUCCACCCCGAAUACGCAUUGAACACCACAUUCGACUAUGAUGUUGCAGUCCUGGAACUGUCCAGCCCACUCAGCCUCUCCAGUGUCAUCUACCCGAUCUGCCUCCCGUCCAGUGAACAAGUGUUCCCCAGCGGCCAGCAGUGCUACAUCACAGGAUGGGGCGCUCUCACUUUCUCAGGAUCCUUUCCCAACAUCCUACAAGAAGCAGAAGUGUCGGUUAUUGAUGACCAAACGUGCAGGAAUAUCUACGGAUCCGAUAUCACUCCGAGAAUGCUGUGUGCUGGUGUAUUAACGGGAGGAGUAGGUUCAUGUCAGGGGGAUUCUGGAGGACCCUUGGCCUGCAGUGACUCGAGAGGAAGCUGGUUCCUGGCGGGAAUCGUCAGCUUUGGCAACGGAUGUGCUCGGCCCAACUUCCCUGGCGUCUACACGCGUGUGACAGCCGUGAGAGAUUGGGUGGAACAACAGACAGGGCAUUGCCGUGUCACGCCCAACUCCAUCGCCCACCAGCUCCUGGCCAACGGCCACUUCAAAGAAGCGGACAAGAAUCAAACUCGUUCUGUCAAACAGGAAACCACUAAUUUUUGGGAAGCUCCAGGCGCUGAUGGGCUCCAGUCAGCAGCCUUUUCCUCUGCAGAACUCUCUCCUGUCAUCACUCAAUUGAAAUGCGGAAAAGCCCAGGGUCCUGAUAACAUUCCCCCAGAAUUCCUGAAACACUGCGGUCCAAAAUGCCAGGUCUGGCUCCAUGAGUUCUACUACUCAUGCCUUAUUGGUCAGUCCAUUCCGAAGAUCUGGUGGAAAGCCACCGUCAUUGCACUACCAAAACCAAACAAGCGUGUGUACGACCCAAGGAACCAUCGGCCCAUCUCACUCAUCUGUGUCCUGUACAAGCUUCUCGAACGGCUUCUCCUGGCCCGGCUCGAUCCAAUCGUCGACCCCCAACUACCUGCUGAACAAGCUGGAUUUGGUCCUCUCCUGGCCAACGGCCACUUCAAAGAGACAGACAAGAAUCAUACUCGUUCUGUCAAACAGGAAACCACUAACCUUUGGAAAGCUCCAGGCGCUGAUGGGCUCCUCAAGCUGGACACCAUCCUCAACGACACCAUGCAGAUCAUCACCAGCUGCCUACGGCCUCCUCCGGAUCUUCUGCCGGUGCUUGCAGCUAUCGCACCCACCAAGCUUCGCAGAGAGUACUUCACCCACAGGCCGGUGCAGGUCCCGCAGUGUCUACGCGUCUCAGUGCUCACGGGCACUGAGUUCCCUGUAGUGCCCGUUGGCCUGCGGUGCUCCACAGCGCGGUGUAGUGCUCACGGCACUGAGCCGCCCGUCUACCGUUUGCCUGCGGUGCUCCAACGCGGUUCAGUCCGCUCAGGGAGCUGGCCGCUCGCAACCGCAGUGCUCCAACGCGGUGCAAGUCCUCUCGGGGAACUGGCCGCUCGCGACGCAGGCCCAGCAGCUCCAACGCGUACCCGGUGCUCACGGGCACCGACCGCUCGCCGCUACCUCCAGUCUCCCAGCCCCACGGACCCAUACAGCGCUCCUUACCCUGUAGGUCCCUGGGCUGUUUCCCGAGUCGUCAGACCGACGGCUCCGGAGUGCUCCACCAGCUGUCGGCGACCCGUACACCUGCUGGAGCUAAAGUCGCACCCGCUCCCGCCAAGGGAGACCGUCGUGCCACCGGCCGUUGCUGGCUGCCUGCUCCUACAUAGCAGCUCUCCCCCGCCAGCUUUCCACAGCCUUCCUGUAAAGAAAGAUGAAGUCAUUUCAUUCCAGGUAAAUGGCAAACAGAUCAAUAUUCAGUUAAUCGUCAUCAGGUGCAAGGGACUUAUAUUUGGGAAAAUGAAAGUUUCAAAAAAUGUCCUCUGGAUUACUACAGCUGUUGUCGUCAUUCUGCUCAUUGCCUCAGUCGCUGCAAUUAUUCUGGCAAAAUAUUACACAAAAGCGACUUCAAAUAAACCGACUAUGGAAUUUCCUGGAAUUGGAAAUCUGUCUUCAAUUAAUGAAACGUGUGGCUCCAGGAUUGAACGAUUCACCCGGAUAGUCGGUGGGACAAACGCAAAGAAUGGCGAGUGGCCAUGGCAGGUUAGCCUGCAGAUUGGGAGUCACGUUUGUGGAGCUUCCAUCAUCUCCGACCGAUGGCUCGUCUCUGCCGCUCACUGCUUCCCGAGUGCGUACGCCCACACCUCAUAUUGGAAAGCUUACAUGGGGUCUGUGAUGCUUGGAGAAGGAAUGUCCAGAGGCAUCAUAAGAAUUGUGACCCACCCCAACUACAGCAUCCCGAGGAGCUUCAACAAUGACAUUGCCGUAUUGGAACUCUCUUCCCCUCUCAUCUUCAAUGACUUCAUCCAGCCUAUCUGCCUGCCGCCCAGCAACAAGGUGUUCCCACCUGACAAAAGAUGCACCAUCACAGGCUGGGGAACACUUGCCUACGAAGGGUCACUUGCCACGAUCCUUCAGAAAGCCGUUGUGCAUAUCAUCAGUAGUCAAAGAUGCCAGCGUGUCUACAAGAACCUGGUCACUGAGAAGAUGAUCUGUGCAGGGAUCAUGGCCGGAGGAGUCGAUGCCUGUCAGGGUGACUCGGGAGGUCCGUUGGUUUGCAGAGAUCCUGAUAAGACUUGGUAUCUUGCUGGAAUCGUCAGCUAUGGGAUUAAAUGUGCGAGUCCCAACAUACCAGGAGUGUAUUCUCGUGUGACAGCCCUGCGAGACUGGGUGGUGCAGGAAACUGGGAUAUAGAGGGGAUGCAUUUGCAACUCUCAGCGUGCUCCGUUCAUUCCUAUCGCAUGAUCACAUUGUUUCUAAAAUCUAUUCCUAGCGUCGCAAAGACGCCACUAAUGUAAUUUUUAUAUCCAUGGAAUCCGCAACUUUGCAGAUGGCUUUGUUUUGGCAAAUUCUUGAUGCAAGAUUGUUGAUGGUCUAACGAGGUCAUUGUUUUGUGAGAAGGAGUUCCAGAUGCAGAAACCUACACGUUUUUAUCACUGGGUUAUCACACGCGGGCUUCUCCGGGACACCUUUAGAGUAGGUUCACACAAUUAGAAUUAUAUUUAGGGUUGGGGUUAACGACGGCCCCAGUCAGCUGCUGCCUCAGUUUAAUUUAAGUAGAUUGUGGUUUGAUAUAAAUUCCUGAAUUGUUUCCAUUGCUCCUAUGAGCUCACUUGAACACAUUUUGUACCAGGUUUUACAUUUCAAUGCACUGGGAGGGAGGAUAUUGUGUGGGCAUGGAGAGCUCCAGGCAUCCUCGAGAGCUGGCGUUGGCUAUUUGGAUCCCAGUUCUGCUUUACAGUUUAAUGUAAAGAUAAUUUAGCUUUGGGUGGUCGGGGAUUGUGGGAGUAUUCUGCAUCGAUGAAAAUAACUGAAGAGAGACCUAUGACAGCUGACCCAUUGCACAUUGUGUACGAUCACAGUGCUAAUUAUUAAUUUAUUUAGUAAAAGAAGACUUUAAAGAUAGUCGAGAGUCAAGUGUUUAAUUGUCUCAUGAACUAACAGAUGUGCAGGUUUGAGGAACAUUGCCAAACCCAAUACUUAACGUGCAAUUACAUAGAAAAUAGGUGCAGGAGUAGGCCAUUCGGCCCUUCGAGCCUGCACCGCCAUUCAAUAUGAUCAUGGCUGAUCAUCUAACUCGGUAUCCUGUACCUGCCUUCUCUCCAUACCCCCUGAUUCCUUUAGCCACAAGGGCCACAUCUAACUCCCUCUUAAAUAUAGCCAAUGAACUGGCCUCAACUACCUUCUGUGGCAGAGAAUUCCAGAGAUUCACCACUCUCUGUGUGAAAAAUGUUUUUCUCAUCUCAGUCCUAAAAGAUUUCCCCCUUAUCCUUAAACUGUGACCCCUUGUUCUUUGUUAAUUGGCAAAUGCUUCGUCAACACGAAAUACAACGUGGGAUCUACGCUUCGCAAGGCUGUCGGGAGGAUUUAUUUUUGUAUUUUGUUACAUUGAUGAUGCGUAGAUGAAAUAUGACUGAGAGGGAUUUCCUUAAGUGGGUGGAAAAUGUGGUGGACAAGUGAACAAAUGGCAGCUUCAGAGACAAGGUGAGAUCUUCGUAAAUCAUAGGGGCAGAAUUAGGCCAUUCGGCCCAUCAUGCCUAUUCCACCAUUCAAUCAUGGCUGAUCUAUCUCUCCUUCUCAACCCCAUUUUCCUGCCUUCUCCCCAUUACCA